GCUUUCAUUCUUCAACCAAGUUGAAGGCACAAUGAAGCGGUCUUCUUCUUCUUCUGCCUCUUCUUCUUCCAUCUUCAAUGUUACUGUUAAGGAUAUGUAUUGUUUGUACUUUGCUUUCUGAGACUACGAAAGCUUUGAUAAAGAUACCACCAAACGAAACAGUCCCAGCAGUUUUUGCGUUUGGAGAAUCCAUAGUUGAUACAGGCAAUAACAACAAUCUUCAGACACUUAUUAAGUUCAAUUUCCCUCCUUAUGGCCGAGAUUUUGAGGGAGGAAUUCCAACUGGAAGGUUUUGCAAUGGAAAAGUUCCUGCUGACUUCUUAGCACAAGAAUUGGGAAUAAAAGAGGAUCCAAAUUUGUCACCUUCAGAUCUCGCGACAGGCGUCUGCUUUGCUUCGGGUGGCUGUGGAUAUGACCCUUUUGAAGGACAACAGCCAGCUAUAUCAUUAUCACAACAAUUACAACACUUCCAAGAAUAUGUAACGAAGUUGAAAGGACUAGUGGAAGAAGACAAGACCAAAUUCAUAUUGGCCAACAGUAUAUUUCUGAUAGUGGCCAUCGCAAACACCUACUUUACUCUCCGUGCUAGGCAAGCUCAGUAUGAUGUUCCAGCUUAUACACAUCUUAUGGCUAACUCAGCUGCCCAUUUUGUCCAAAAACUUUAUGCAUUGGGGGCGCGAAGAAUUGCAGCUUUCAGUGCACCGCCAAUCGGAUGUGUGCCGGCACAAAGAACAUUGGCAGUGGUAAGUGACAGAGACUGAGAUAAUCACAACCAAGCAGCACUUUUAAUCAACGAAAAACUUGCUGCAGAAUCGGAUUCCAUCCAAAGUAUGCCCAACAACAGAGUCGUGUACAUAUAUGUUUAUAGUCCUCUUCUGGAUCUAAUUCAAAACCCUCAACGCUCAGGGUUUGAGAUUGCAGAAAAAGGAUGUUGUGGGACGGGGAAUGUAGAGCUGGCUGUAUUAUGUAACCAGCUUUCAUCAGUCUGUACAGAACCUUCUAGUUAUGUAUUCUGGGACAGUUAUCAUCCCACAGAAGGAACAUACAAGAUUCUCACCACGUCAAUUAUCCAGAAAUAUGUUGAAGCUUUCCAUUGAGGCAAUUAAAUUUAAUAAAAGGUAAAAACCAGCAGCAGAUGGCUUUUGAAUACAAUGUUGAUUUGAGUUCAUGUAAUAUUGUUCGGGUUAAAUUAAUCCAGACUCCGUAUUGUAAUUGUAUCAUACAUUUCCCGUCUUGAGAAAUCUGCCAGACGCCUAGCACACUAAAAUGAGUGCUGGUAAAAAAAUAGUUGCCUACCAGAAUCCAUAUAAUUGUAAUACUUGAUUUGAAUUCAGAA
Molecule: messenger RNA, 1336 nt
Organism: Mangifera indica (mango)
Lineage: Eukaryota; Viridiplantae; Streptophyta; Magnoliopsida; Sapindales; Anacardiaceae
Product: GDSL esterase/lipase EXL3-like
Cellular component (GO): extracellular region
Molecular function (GO): hydrolase activity, acting on ester bonds
Source: RefSeq, a predicted model, not a curated record